AUGGAUACUAUACAAAUCAAUAAUAUAUCAGUGACUACAAACGAAAAUGUUUUUACAUCGUGCCCUGAUAUAAUCGAACAAGAGCAAUUUUGUCAUAGUCUUGCUAGUCAAAUGACGACAAAGUUACCUGCAUUCUGUCAAGAUUCACUUGAUCAAGUUUUAAUGAAUUCUUUAUAUAAUUUGACAAAUCCUCGACCAUUAGCAUUAUACAUAUAUGAUGAUCAAAGUCCAGCUACACAAAUCUUUAAUACACUUGUUUUAUGUUCUGAAUCAUUAAAUGCUUAUCUUGCUGAAAAUUUUGUUUUAUGGGCAUGGAGUUUAACACAAAAAAAUUAUUAUGAACUUUUGACAACACUUGCAACACAUGUAGGUGAAGAAAUAGCAACAGUAAUUCAUUCAUCACCGACUGAACUUUAUCCAUUGCUCGUCUGUCUGAUAUUCAAUCAAGGUGAAAUAAAAAUUGAAUGUAUUAUUCAGGGUAUCAUGUCAGACAGCGAAGUAUUUGGUCAUCUCAUUCAAGUUCGAGAUACAUUUAGUGAUCAAUUUCAUUUGCCAGAUACAACUGGUUUAAGUUUGACAAGUAUUCAAACGGAAAAUUGGUCAAUACCGGCAAGUACUUUGACACAAGUAUCGUUAGAAUCAAAUGAAUUUCGAAGAGUUGCUGUUGACUUUAAUGAAGAAGCAUCAUCGAUUGUUCGUAUUGAUCGAAUUGAAAAUACAGUAUGGUUAAUGCAGUAUCUGAAUCAGAAAAGGAUAGUUGAUGCUCGACUUGGACAUAAUGAUACGGAAAAACUAUUAUUUCAUGGUUGUCAAUAUGCAGCAGCUGAACAGAUUCUUCAACAAGCAUUUGACCAUAAUCGCAUCGGAAGACAUGGUGCUUCUUAUGGUCAGGGAUUUUAUUUUUCAACAAGACGAGAUCUUAGUGAUCGAUAUGCUAUGCCAAAUCCUUCUACAGGUGAAAAAAGAAUACUUAUGUGUCGUGUAUUGGUUGGUCGAAGUUGUAAAGGUGAUCCGACAAUGACAACAUGCCCGUCAAAUUAUGAUUCAACAACAGGCAGAUCGGGCAUUUAUGUUGUUUAUUCUAAUCGACAUAUCUUACCAGAAUAUCUUAUUACAUACAAAAAAAACUUGUAA
This is a messenger RNA of Rotaria sp. Silwood2, 1134 nucleotides long. NCBI's taxonomy places the organism in Eukaryota, Metazoa, Rotifera, Eurotatoria, Philodinida, Philodinidae. The record is from the annotation of a GenBank genome assembly.